AAGAUGAGCGACCGAAAUACUUGCUUUUCUUCCAGGGACAUGGCAAUGCUGUGACCGAGCACCGAGCAAGCGGUUGGGAGGCCCCCCUGAGCGCUGGAUGGGCUCCUGCUGACGGCGUGGGAGCACCUGUGCGUCCCCCCGGGCACUGCCUGGCCAGUGCCCCACCCCAGCCUCCCUCCACCUGGAAUGCUGCGCGUGCCUCGCUCUGCCUCUCGCAGGACGACUCCCAGUCGCUCUGGGGCUGCUGACUGACCAAGGCUCGAGAGCAUUCGAGGUGCUGACCGUCACAUUGGGACAGCAUGUCGGGCCCCGUGCCAAGCCGAGCGAGGGUCUACGCAGACGUGAACACGCAGAGACCCCGCGAAUACUGGGACUAUGAGUCGCAUGUCGUGGAAUGGGGCAACCAGGAUGACUACCAGCUGGUGCGGAAACUGGGCCGUGGCAAGUACAGCGAGGUCUUUGAAGCCAUCAAUAUCACCAACAACGAGAAAGUCGUGGUGAAAAUCCUCAAGCCAGUAAAAAAGAAGAAAAUCAAGCGCGAGAUCAAGAUUCUGGAAAACCUUCGCGGUGGACCCAACAUUAUCAGCCUCCUGGAUAUAGUCAAGGACCCCGUGUCCCGGACCCCCGCCCUGGUCUUCGAGCAUGUCAACAACACCGAUUUCAAGCAAUUGUAUCAGACGCUGUCAGACUUCGACAUCCGGUUCUACAUGUAUGAAAUCCUGAAGGCGCUGGAUUACUGCCACAGCAUGGGGGUCAUGCAUCGGGACGUCAAGCCACACAACGUCAUGAUAGACCACGAGCACCGGAAGCUGCGUCUGAUCGACUGGGGCUUGGCCGAGUUCUACCACCCGGGGCAGGAGUACAACGUGCGCGUCGCCUCGCGCUACUUCAAGGGGCCGGAGCUCUUGGUGGACUACCAGAUGUACGACUACAGCCUGGACAUGUGGAGCCUCGGCUGCAUGCUGGCCAGCAUGAUCUUCCGCAAGGAGCCCUUCUUCCACGGCCACGACAACUACGACCAGCUGGUGCGGAUCGCAAAGGUGCUGGGCACUGAGGAUCUCUAUGACUACAUUGACAAGUACAACAUAGAGCUGGACCCCCGCUUCAAUGACAUCCUCGGCAGACCCGAUAGUGAAAGACCCCGCCAGGCUGGGCUCCUCCAGCGUGCUCUCGUCGGCCAACACGCCCGUCAGCUCCUCCAGCAUGCUGGCAGGGAUCGCCUCCAUGUCGGCCUCGCAGCCCAUCGGCAGCCUGGCCGCCUCGCCCGUCAUCUCCUCUCCGAACGCCCUGGGGUCGCCGGUCCCUGCCGCUGCCGGAGCACAGCCUUGACCGCCUCGGCGGCACCUCUGACUCGCCGCGCUGCCCGGACCCGGACCCGGCCUCGCCCCCGCCCGCCCGCCCGCCUUGCCAGGCUCAGCCCCCUGCCCACAGCAGGCAGGAGCGUGGCUGGGGGCCGGGGGCCUGCCUCUGGAAUUUGAUAUUUUUUGUUUCUGUUGAGUAUGUCAAAGAGCCAAGUGCGGGCUGCCGCCGCCGCCACCCCCCUGCGGCGACGGGGCGGACUCUGGCUACGGACGGGCUCCUCUGCCGUCUGCCGAGUAACACGAGCUGCAUUCUUCUGGGGGGGUCGCGGUUGGUGAUGCAGCGACAGUGUAGACAUCUAAACGGAGAAUAAAAUUUAUUUUCUAUGUCCCUA
Messenger RNA from Varanus komodoensis (Komodo dragon), 1693 nucleotides. Its product is annotated as casein kinase II subunit alpha-like. The record is from RefSeq and is a predicted model, not a curated record. Gene Ontology annotation, molecular function: ATP binding; protein serine/threonine kinase activity. The transcript is spliced from 12 exons. Gene Ontology annotation, biological process: protein phosphorylation. NCBI's taxonomy places the organism in Eukaryota, Metazoa, Chordata, Lepidosauria, Squamata, Varanidae. Gene Ontology annotation, cellular component: cytosol; nucleus; protein kinase CK2 complex. Bases 300 to 1478 code for a protein of 392 amino acids.